Molecule: messenger RNA, 3045 nt
Organism: Symbiodinium natans
Lineage: Eukaryota; Dinophyceae; Suessiales; Symbiodiniaceae
Source: the annotation of a GenBank genome assembly
AUGCAGGAGCUCUUCUACAAAUUGAACCAUGGUGCGAUCGUCAUCGAGGACGAGGACGAUGGCCCACUCAACAUGGAGGCCGCGCAGGCAUGUGAAUAUGCUGUCAUCUACCAGGAUCGCCAGGAUGGCGAUGUGUCUAUGGAGGAUGCACAGGGGGGCUUUCCGACCGGUGUCCCUUACAUACCCGCGCAGCAGCGGGGUCUUCACGAGCCCAUGACAGCAAACGAAGCUAACACGCAUGGUUUCGAGGGCUCCACACCACUUCCAGCCGACACAGCAGCAGACAACGAAGCUCAAAGCCCGCCUGCAGCAGCAACUGCGGCCCCAGCCCAGGAUGAGAUGAGUUCCAGCGAAGAAAGCUAUGCCAAGGCUUACACGCUGGAACAAGUGGAUGCCAUAGCGAAGGGACAGUCCUUCUCCGCUUUCUCCGAAGACCAGACACAAGAAGACACGGCAGCAACUGGCACCCCACCCAAGGCCACAUCACUGGACGACACUGCUCAAAGCCCAGUCGCAAGUCAAAGUUCUGCAGUCACAACAGCAACCGGAACUCUAGCUCCGCUGAAGACCGCAGCGCCCGGCGACGCAGCUCAAAGCCCAGUCGCAGCUCAAGGCCAACACGCAGCAACUGGGACCCCACUGACCCCAACCGAAGCCAAGGCCACAACACUAGGCCACAGCCACAGUACUGAGCAACGCAGUCGCAGCAGCGCCCGGGACACCAAUGCCAGCACCCCGCAACACACCACCAAGUUUGGCACCGUCCCCAGCGAAGGCCACAGCCACAGCGCCGAGCAACGCAGUCGCAGCAGCGCCCGGGACACCAAUGCAAGCACCGGGCAACACACCUCCAAGUUUGGCACCGCCUCCAGUGAAGGCGUGUUUCGGAUAUGCGAGGAAGUCCGAAAUAAGUGGAACGACAAGGUUCAACGCGGCGAAGUUCUGGAGAUGAUGAAGAAAUGCGGAGAUGACCCGGAAAUUUUCCAGAAGAGAUACAGCAUCACUGUGGAGAACGAGCGGGAGGAGCAGAUGCAAAUCCCAUUCGAGACGGACAUCGCAGAGGUCAUCAAGAGGGCAGAAACAAACCCGCAGAAAUACAUCAGGCACUCGGCUCGCGCCAAGUACCAGGAGCACCAGGAGGUGGAGGCACAGGCAGAGGGCAUUCACAUGGACCUCUCCUUGGAUUUGCACUCAUCACACUGCGCUCCCACUCAAAGUGAGAUCUCGGCCGCCUCCCAAGCUCUGAUGUCGCCCGAAGCCAAAGAAGAAUGGGACAGGGAAGCCACGAACGUCCUCAAGAAGCUGGGGUUCCCGAUGGUGGAAAGCUUGAACACCGAAGGCAUUGCCAAGCAGAAGCAGCAGCGUGCUAGCAACAGCACGACAGAUCAGAAAGGAAGCAUCCAGGAACGGAUGCUGGCGAAAGUCAAGUUGGUGUAUGACAAGAUGGAGAAUCUCGUGGAUCAGUUGGGGGACCUGCAAACAGAAGGUUGCUUUAGCCAGUUUAUUUGGGGUCUGGGUAUAGCUGACGCUUCUGAAGUGGUGCAGUUCGAAGGUGAGCCGGACUUGAUGCAGCGAGCCGCCUUGGAAGCCCUGGCGCAGAGCGUCGCUGAUGGCGCCGCGGGUCGCUUGGCUCGUGCUUUCACAGCAUCCGGCCAGCAGACCUCAGCUGUUCAUGCAGCAGCUAGGAUCUCGGAAGCCAACGGGGAAAGGGACUCCCAGCGUUUGUUUCGGCGUUUUAAUAUGAUCUUGCCUGUUCCUAGGUCAAGACUGGAGGUGACAGGGAGCGAGGAAUCACGACCAACCCAAGUCCCUUUCCUCAAGCUAAGUGACUAUCUGCAAGUCCUCCUGAAAAAGCACCCCAAGCUCAUCUUCGGGGGUAAGGAAAAAGGCGAGGCAGCAGAAAGACUGCUGGAGCUUUUUUGGGAGCGCUACAGGCUGGCCCAUCCGGGCCACAUCGCAUUUCAGAAAUGCACUGCAGACGAGCUGCGGUUCCUCAUACCACUGCAGCUUCACGGAGAUAAAGGGCGAGGUAGGCUCUCUUGGACCUGCUCCCAGAGGGCCCGGGAACAUGUCUCUGCAGUGGAGGUGCCCAACGAGGACACAUGCUCUUUGAAGAGACGUAAGUUAGACGACGGUGAAUUUGUUGAGUCGCUCCAGCACAACAGUCGUGGGCAUUCCUUCCUCACACGCUUUCUGAUCAGUGCAAUUCCUGCGAAGGUUUUUCGGCCGAAUCCUUUGGUCAUUGAGUCUCUGUUCAGCGAGUUGCAAAAGGAUUUGUGCCACUUGUUUGAAAGCGGCGUGGUAGUCGAGGGAAUUACCUACAAAGCAUGUCUAAUAGGCGUGAAAGGGGACAAUGAGUUCUUGAUGGAAGCUGGCCGAUUCAAUCGGCACUACGCCCACGUUGGCACUGUCCAUGACAAUCCGAUGUGUCCAUAUUGUCUUGCUGGAACAGAGGGGGUUGAGUUCAGCGAUUUCUCCGACCGCCCGGUGUGGGCAAGCACACUCUAUGACACCGAACCAUGGGAUGCACCCCCCCCACUGGUCCUAGCACCGUUCGCCGAGCACGAGCGCGCCCGGUUGUUCCGCAGAGACAUGUUCCAUAUUCUCAAAUAUGGCUUCCUGAAAGACCUCUGCGCUGGCGCACUGUUCUUGCUCUGUCGAAUGACAUACUUCGACGAUCCCCUCGGAGGAGAGUCGCUAGAGCAGGAUUGCAGGCUCGGUCGGGCCUAUGGGCUGUUUUCUUUAUGGUGCCUUGCCGAAGGCAAGGCCACAACCUUGAGAAGGUUCAGCAAAGGUAGUUUGCACCGAAAGAAAGCCACGCAGUACCCCUUUAUCGGGGGGAAGGGAGCUGACACUGUCCUUCUCAUGCAGUUCUUGCACUUUUUCGUUGCGCUUUGCAAAAAGGACAUGCGCGUGCCCGGUGACUUCCACGUCCUCCAUGCUUUACAUGAGACCCUGACUGGAGCUUUGGACUUUCUGGGCAUCAUGCACUCGCAUGGCAUUUUCCUGACGCUGGAGUGUGCAAGGCUGCAGCAUAGUUUGUAA